UGCGGUCAAGCGCGUCGGUGUGAUCGGCCGCGUUUUGGUCCUCUGCUGCAUUCUCGCGUCCCAUGGAAAAACCAUCGACGCCGUCUGCGCUAGUUCGGGGACCGUCGCGACGGCCCGGCGGAGACGCCGGUCGUCGCAAUAGCUUGCUCUCGAAUGUCGAGCAGUUCAAGCUCCUUCAAGCCAUGGCCAACGUCCCGACGUCGCAAAAGCACGUGUCGCUCACCACACGGGCGUCUGCACUUGCGCACGACCCUGUGGUCCAAGCGCGGCGCCUUCUGAUGCCUCUCCCGACUCCUCCAGGCACCCCUGCGCUGCCGCCAUCGUCCCAGGCGUCGAGAGAUAGCAUGUCGACCCCGCACUUGGAUCGGAACUCGACCAUCUGCAACGCUGUCAUCGUCCUCUGGAACAACAAGUGCAAGCUCCAAGCGCUGCGGCAGUGGCGCGAGUUCACGAUCGCCGAAAACGACCGGCUCCGCGACAUGUUUGUGCGCCGCGUCCGCACCGCUACCAAGGAGAUUCUCGUCGGCAAGGCAAUCGCCACGUCGUCGCGCACGACGACCGAUGAUGCGGGUGGCCAUGCGACGGCGUUGACUGCGUCCGACGUCGACAUGCUCGUGACAUGGGCAGUCGAGAUUCAAACCAAGUCGUUUGCUGGUGUCCAUCGCAGUGUCGUCGAGGACGUGGUGCAAAACAUGGCGCUGCGGACGUACCCAGACAAGGCGUGCUUGUUCAUGGAAGGGGACGUCGGUCAAUUCUACUACAUUUUGUUCUCGGGAACCGUCGGGAUCUACGUCGGGAUGCCGCCAGAGUCCAAGGCGCUAGCUGCCACGAGCCAUGGUCAAGCCAUGAAGUGCAUUCGCACCGACCCGGCCUUUCUCGGGCAAUUCUUAUACUGCAUCCCCGAAGGCGAUGGAUUUGGCGAGGUCGCGAUGUUCUCGACGGACGCACGGCGCACUGCCUCGGCCGUCGCGAGCGGCCAUUGCGAACUGAUCGAAAUCCCAAAACAAGUGUACCAGCGCACGCUUCGGGCGUACCACUACGCGACUUAUUCCAAGGCGCAGAAGAUUGCGUUCCUGCCGUCCGUCGACAUUUUUGCCGACUGGCUACAGGUCAAAAUCGCAGCCGUCUCCGACUUGCUGGAGCGCCACGAACUGAGCUUUGGCUUUCGCGUGUUCACAUUCGACCGGCCCAUGGAGGCAGUCUACUUCGUCGUGUCGGGGGACUUUCAAGUGACCCAGCGGUGGCACGAGCCGGUGCUCGAGCAUCCACCUGCCUUGCCAGAGUUCAAAGCCACGCCGAAAAGGUCCAUCGAUAUCCAAGUCGAACGAGUCACGCGCCGCGGCGUGCUGGGCUUGCCGCUGCUCCUUUCGGACGGUGCCAAGGCCAAAGUCGACGUAACAGUCGUCACCGCCACCGCCGACGUCUACAUCCUCAAGCAAGCCAACUUGGCAGCGUUUCGAGCACUGCUGCCGACGAGCGGCCUUGCGCAGUUGGCCAAGAAAUGGCAAGCGCAAGAUCAACAGCGCAGCGCCGCGUUCGCCCGUGCCGUCGCGACCCUCCAAAGCACGUCACGUGCAGCCACGGACGCAGCGUCUGAAUCGAAUGGAGGAGAGUCGCCCGCGGUGGCGUACAACCCAGACGUGUCGGAUCAGCAUUUGCCAGGACUGCCGAUCAUGGUGUCGAUGUGCGCCAAGAAGUUUCUCGUCGAGGAUUGGGACCUCCUCGUUGACCGGAGCGAUAAGCCGAUUCCAACUGCCUUCAUCCCCUCUGCCCCUCCCAAAUGCAAACCUGCCAACGCUACGGAGAGCCACAUGAUCGCGUCGAAAACGUUCACCGACAUGUCGGCGAAUGCUCAUGUUUUCCAGUGGAAUCCCCAAACCGGGUUCCACGGCACGAGCCGCGCCACUGACACUGACGUUUACGUGACCAAGGACACGCUGGUUCGAACGAAAGGUGCCGACGACUUGCGCAGUCCGACGCGACCACGCAGCGUUGUGGAGCCGACCGCCCUCGACGCCGCCUUCCAACACAAUAUUUAUCGCACGCGACAGCUCGCCAGGGCAGUUGUGAGGGAGCAUCACACCCUGGCUAAAUCCCGCGCUGUCGUCGUGCCACGUCACACAUCGUACAAGCACGCGUUUUAACUUGUUCGAACAGUGACACUUGAAAUGUGUGAAACGCAUGUGGACACUUCAAAGAUGUGACAUAACGUGGACAUUUCAACAACGUGAAUAAAAAGGCCCG
Aphanomyces invadans is the source of this 2244-nucleotide messenger RNA. RefSeq lists its product as hypothetical. The record is from RefSeq and is a predicted model, not a curated record. The transcript has 7 exons. Lineage: Eukaryota; Oomycota; Saprolegniomycetes; Saprolegniales; Verrucalvaceae. Bases 63 to 2144 code for a protein of 693 amino acids.